AUGUCGACUCCUAGCUCCCCCAGAACUGGAUCCCCCGAGACAUCAGCUCCUCGUACCAUCUCUCCUGUAGCUCAGGCUCUUGCAGCUGCGGCUGAACGAAGACACCAGGAGCACCCUGCAGCGGGUCCGACAGCAGCUCAGUUGGCGGAGGAGCACGAGAAGCGGCAAGCAUUCCGGCGACUCAUAAACCCUGGAAUAUUCGAACGCAACUCGAGAGAAGUGUACACGGCUGCAAUCAAAAUACUAUCUACACUUGCAGAGAACUUGUUGCGUGAACCAGACAAUCCACAAUAUCAGCAGUUCAAGCCCACGAAUUCGAUAAUCAAGCAACGACUUGUCGACCCGAAGGGUACACUGGAGUAUGCCAUCGCAAUGGGCUUCCGGGCAGAAGUCAAGAACUUUCAGCCGUAUUACGUCUUCAACCCACGAAAGCUGCAUGAUCUACAGAUUGGCGCUGCCAUCCUGAAGGAGGCGCUAGAUCGUCAAUCCGAGAAAGACGAGCGUGCAAGCCGUGCUAAGCAGGAAGAGAAAGAGGCGACUGAAGCAGCGGUACUCAAGGUGAAAUUGGCGUAUAUGGACGACCGCAAAACGAAGAUUAUGGCCGACGAGAGGGAUAGGCAGCUUCGCGAAGCCCAUGCUGCUGCUGUCGCUGCCGCCAAAGCACAAGCUGCUAGUACGGAUGGUUCUGAUGGCCCUGUGUCAGCGAUGCGGGCGGCAUCCUCAACACCGUCUGAUGAUGAUGACCUGCAACCACCGCCAUAUGACAGCCAUCGAUGA
Pleurotus ostreatus (oyster mushroom) is the source of this 777-nucleotide messenger RNA. RefSeq lists its product as uncharacterized. The record is from RefSeq and is a predicted model, not a curated record. NCBI's taxonomy places the organism in Eukaryota, Fungi, Basidiomycota, Agaricomycetes, Agaricales, Pleurotaceae. The transcript has 4 exons. The coding region runs from base 1 to 777 and encodes 258 amino acids.